Molecule: messenger RNA, 2007 nt
Organism: Cynocephalus volans (Philippine flying lemur)
Lineage: Eukaryota; Metazoa; Chordata; Mammalia; Dermoptera; Cynocephalidae
Product: speedy protein E3-like
Exons: 15
Coding region: 1-2007 (668 amino acids)
Biological process (GO): positive regulation of cyclin-dependent protein serine/threonine kinase activity
Molecular function (GO): protein kinase binding
Source: RefSeq, a predicted model, not a curated record
AUGGCCAGUUGUGAACCGUGUUCCCAGCCUGAGGAGGAGCCUAGCUCCUCGGGGUAUCCCCUGGAUGUGGUGGUGGAUGAAGAAAUCCCAGGACCUUCAGCCCCUUGGGUAGAUCCCAGCCCCGUGCCUCCGUCCCCUGGCCAGAAGAGGAAGAGGGAAUGGUCAGUGGCUUUCGAGGAGGAGACAGAGGAGGAGCUAGUGCCCGACGAAGACGGCGCCUGGGUCGUGGAGACGCUGUGUGGGCUCAAGAUGAAGCUGAAGAGACAGCGGGUGUCAUCAGUGCUCCCUGAGCACCACGAGGUCUUCACCAAGCUACUUGAGGAUCGUGUUGUUAAAAGAUUCCUAGCCUGGGACAAAAAUCUGAUGGUAUCUGACAAGUAUCUCCUGUCUAUGGUCAUAGCUUAUUUCAGCAGGGCUGGCCUCUUUCCCUGGCAAUACCGACGGAUUCAUUUCUUCAUAGCGCUCUACCUGGCCAGUGACAUGGAGGAGGACAACGAGGCCCCUAAACAGGCCAUUUUUUCAUUCCUCUACGGACGGAACCGCGCCCAGCGUCCCUUGUUCCACAAACUGAGAUUCCAAUUCUUCCGUUCCAUGGGCUGGAAGGCUAGGGUUACCCGGGAAGAGUGUGAACAGAUCCAAGCUUAUGAUCCGGAGCUCUGGGUGUGGGGACGACAUCGCACCCAUCCUGAGGAGGAGCCUAGCUCCUCGGGGUAUCCCCUGGAUGUGGUGGUGGAUGAAGAAAUCCCAGGACCUUCAGCCCCUUGGGUAGAUCCCAGCCCCGUGCCUCCGUCCCCUGGCCAGAAGAGGAAGAGGGAAUGGUCAGUGGCUUUCGAGGAGGAGACAGAGGAGGAGCUAGUGCCCGACGAAGACGGCGCCUGGGUCGUGGAGACGCUGUGUGGGCUCAAGAUGAAGCUGAAGAGACAGCGGGUGUCAUCAGUGCUCCCUGAGCACCACGAGGUCUUCACCAAGCUACUUGCCCCUUGGGUAGAUCCCAGCCCCGUGCCUCCGUCCCCUGGCCAGAAGAGGAAGAGGGAAUGGUCAGUGGCUUUCGAGGAGGAGACAGAGGAGGAGCUAGUGCCCGACGAAGACGGCGCCUGGGUCGUGGAGACGCUGUGUGGGCUCAAGAUGAAGCUGAAGAGACAGCGGGUGUCAUCAGUGCUCCCUGAGCACCACGAGGUCUUCACCAAGCUACUUGCCCCUUGGGUAGAUCCCAGCCCCGUGCCUCCGUCCCCUGGCCAGAAGAGGAAGAGGGAAUGGUCAGUGGCUUUCGAGGAGGAGACAGAGGAGGAGCUAGUGCCCGACGAAGACGGCGCCUGGGUCGUGGAGACGCUGUGUGGGCUCAAGAUGAAGCUGAAGAGACAGCGGGUGUCAUCAGUGCUCCCUGAGCACCACGAGGUCUUCACCAAGCUACUUGCCCCUUGGGUAGAUCCCAGCCCCGUGCCUCCGUCCCCUGGCCAGAAGAGGAAGAGGGAAUGGUCAGUGGCUUUCGAGGAGGAGACAGAGGAGGAGCUAGUGCCCGACGAAGACGGCGCCUGGGUCGUGGAGACGCUGUGUGGGCUCAAGAUGAAGCUGAAGAGACAGCGGGUGUCAUCAGUGCUCCCUGAGCACCACGAGGUCUUCACCAAGCUACUUGAGGAUCGUGUUGUUAAAAGAUUCCUAGCCUGGGACAAAAAUCUGAUGGUAUCUGACAAGUAUCUCCUGUCUAUGGUCAUAGCUUAUUUCAGCAGGGCUGGCCUCUUUCCCUGGCAAUACCGACGGAUUCAUUUCUUCAUAGCGCUCUACCUGGCCAGUGACAUGGAGGAGGACAACGAGGCCCCUAAACAGGCCAUUUUUUCAUUCCUCUACGGACGGAACCGCGCCCAGCGUCCCUUGUUCCACAAACUGAGAUUCCAAUUCUUCCGUUCCAUGGGCUGGAAGGCUAGGGUUACCCGGGAAGAGUGUGAACAGAUCCAAGCUUAUGAUCCGGAGCUCUGGGUGUGGGGACGACAUCGCACCCAUAUUCCCUAG